GGGAUGAAGGUGUCCUGCACACACUUCCAGUGCUCUGCUGGAGCAUUCUCUUACCUGAGAGACCAUUUCAGCCACAACUUCAGCGUGGACAUGAGCCACCAGAUCCUCAACCUCAACAUCAACCUCAUGCUGGGACAGGCUCAGGAGUGUCUUCUGGAGAAGUCCAUGUUGGACAACAGGAAGAGUUUCCUGGUUGCUCGGAUCAGCGCUCAGGUGGUGGAUUACUAUAAGGACGCGUGCAGAGCUCUGGAGAACUCUGAGACGGCCUCCAUGUUGGGAAAGAUCCAGAAGGACUGGAAGAAACUGGUUCAGAUGAAGAUCUACUACUUUGCCUCCAUCGCACACCUCCAUAUGGGAAAACAGGCGGAGGAGCAGCAGAAGUAUGGAGAGCGGGUAGGACCACACACACGCACUCACACAGACAAA
Plectropomus leopardus (leopard coralgrouper) is the source of this 426-nucleotide messenger RNA. The record is from RefSeq and is a predicted model, not a curated record. NCBI's taxonomy places the organism in Eukaryota, Metazoa, Chordata, Actinopteri, Perciformes, Serranidae.